AUUAUCAUUUUCGCCUGGCUUAGAACCCAAAACUGUUAGCUCCCACUCUCUUCUUUUUCACACUCCACCUUCCAUUGCAUUUCAUGGAUCCAGAAACCCAUUCACAUGUUGUUGGUCACUCUGCCGCGAGAUUGCUGAGCUCGAAUUCUAUGUACGCCAUGAUGCUUUUCCUCAAUUUUGGAUUUGGCAAGAGAGAAUGCAGAGCUCGAAGCUAUUUUUUUCUUGAGGAGGCUGAGGAAAUAGCUGAGAAACUACGUGAAUCAGUGGCAGCAAGUCUUCAAGGCAAAAAGCUAGCUUCAUUUACAAGGAUAUCUUCAACAGUGCAUGAUGAUGAACCAUUGAUAAGAGCAUUGUCAAAGCUCAUCUACCUUAACAACCCCGACCUGGUCUUAUUUGUUGGAGAAGCCUUGGGAAUUGGAGUUUUAAUUGAACCAAUCUAUUUUGUUGCAGAAGUUACUGACCUCUCAACAUCUCCUACACCCAGAUUGAUAGAUGGGAUCUUGCUCACUAAAUUUGACAUUAUUGAUGAUAAGGUGGGAGCUGCACUUUCAAUGGUUUACAUAUCUGGAGCUCCAGUCAGAUUUUUAUAUAUAUUUUCAGUGAAGCAUGUUGCAAAGGAUGGGGCUAGCUGUGGGCAGUGAGGAUCACGACUCGGAUAUUAUAUUUCUAGCUAGUUUCUAAGUUUAGAAAUUUUAUGAGAUUUAAAUAAAUGCAUAAGACAUAUUUCCUUUAUUUAAACUUUAGUCUUUGGUUUUAUUUUUAAUGUAAUAAAUUUAGCCUUGCACCUGUCCAUAGUACAAG
Messenger RNA from Gastrolobium bilobum, 801 nucleotides. RefSeq lists its product as uncharacterized. The record is from RefSeq and is a predicted model, not a curated record. Gene Ontology annotation, molecular function: GTPase activity; signal recognition particle binding; GTP binding. The coding region runs from base 84 to 641 and encodes 185 amino acids. Lineage: Eukaryota; Viridiplantae; Streptophyta; Magnoliopsida; Fabales; Fabaceae. Gene Ontology annotation, cellular component: endoplasmic reticulum membrane. The transcript is spliced from 7 exons. Gene Ontology annotation, biological process: SRP-dependent cotranslational protein targeting to membrane.